AUGAUAAAAUGGAGUGUAAAUGCAAAAAUUAUUACAGGUUCUUCUGUUGGGAACUCUCAAACAAAGCCAAAAGAUAUUUAUUAUACUAUUAAAAUAUUUACAAUAUUUUGACCAUAUCCUUUGUUUUAUUUGUUUUGUAGGAUCAGUCAUAUUCUAGCAACUUCAUAGUUAUUGGUAACCAGAAGACUGCUAAAUUUAUUUAGAAGAAAAUAUAUCUUGUGAAUUUCUUUAUUGACCUUAUUUAAAGGGAAGGGACAGGCAAGCAGUAGUCAAAAAUAGAUUGAUAAUUUCUAAAGUAAAUGGAUCUCAAGACAGAUGUGGACAAGAUUGUCCUGCAGAAAUUUAUGUUAUGAAAAUUUUAUCCAAAAAACUCCGACCAUGGCGGGUGGUUUGUUUUCCAUUGAUCGUGAUUAUUUUGAAGAAUUGGGAAAAUAUGACGAAGGAAUGGAUAUCUGGGGUGGAGAAAAUUUAGAACUUUCUUUCAGGAUAUGGAUGUGCGGUGGUACUUUGGAAAUUGUGACCUGUUCUCAUGUAGGACAUGUUUUUCGUAAAUCCACUCCAUACACAUUUCCAGGAGGUACUAGCAACAUCGUCAAUCACAAUAAUGCCCGUCUUGCUGAAGUAUGGUUAGAUGAGUGGAAAGAUUUUUAUUAUGCUAUAAAUCCAGGUAAACUAUGUCUUCAAAUUAUUACAAAAUAAUUUUCUCUGUCAUUAAUGAUAAACUUAUACAAAAUAUUAUAAAAACAGAAACUUUAUUUUAAUUGUAUAUGCAUUUUUAAA
Molecule: messenger RNA, 780 nt
Organism: Centruroides sculpturatus (bark scorpion)
Lineage: Eukaryota; Metazoa; Arthropoda; Arachnida; Scorpiones; Buthidae
Product: polypeptide N-acetylgalactosaminyltransferase 1-like
Exons: 3
Coding region: 316-699 (127 amino acids)
Cellular component (GO): Golgi apparatus
Source: RefSeq, a predicted model, not a curated record